AUGGAGUUCUGUGUGGCCGGGGGCCCUGGUUACAGCCCUGGUAUGAAAGAGCCUUUGAGCAGAAGAGGGGCUGCUGCUGCUGGCUUUAGAGAAAUGAUGCCCUGGUCACAGGAUGCGUCGCUCCUGGAACCGAGGUCACAAAUAAAAUAUUUUUAGGGCGCACAUGUUGGUGUAUUUCUGAGAGCGCGUUUAAAAUAGAUGUUUCAUUCGAUGCCGAUGCUGCCUUUCACCCCGAUUCACAUUUGAGAUUUUUCAGUUAACAUUUAGGCUUGCGUGGCUACUCAAACUCCUUACUCCGGGCAAAUGCUACGCCACGCCCACAGACAUUUGUUUCUUCUCCGCAAUGAGUCUAGAUCUGAGUACCUCCCAUGACGAUUUCUAGAAUGGUAUUUGGUAUUGGUAUUUAUUAGGAUCCCCAUUAGCUGUUGCAAAAGCAGCAGCUACUCUUCCUGGGGUCCACACAGAACAUGAAAUAAUACAGAACAUUAAUAGACAAGGACAGAACUAAAAACAUUCUAACAGUUCUGAUUGGUCCCAGAAACCAAUGAGUUGGGCCAGAGUCAGAACACUCGUGAGUAAAGCAGAGGUUUGAAAAUUCGUCAUUGGCUUUGCUACUCUGAUUGGUUAGAGAUGAUCCAAUGGCGGAUUACUUUGUUUUGUUCAACACCCCUCAUUUUGACGUCACCACAAACGACGUAAACGAUGCCAGUCUCAGACUGAAGAAUAUAUAGCGAACAGAGCAGCGGAAUAAUUCAGUUUGAGCCGUCAGGCAAGAUUUAGGCUACAUUGAGUGUAGAAUUUAUUUUUUCAGAUGCAUGGAGCCAGAUACUAUCAACAAAAGCCACCGAUAAUGCUGGGGCAAUCAGUUUCUUAUUUAGAUAUACCAAAACGUAGGCAGGAUUGCAUUGCCUUAUUCUGUCGCCUGUUGGCUAUCUCUCUCAUGAGUGAUGUUGAUUGAGUAUCUGGUAAACACACAUGAGAUUUGCUACUAAGAUUAGGCCCCUCUGGGAUAAUAAAGAUUCUACUCUACCUGUUGACCGAUUGUUGGACAAAUUAUUCUAAAAGUAGGUUAGUUUUUGAACACCCUCAUCUGACUGAGAGUGUGGUUUUGAGUGGCAAGGUUGUGGGGUGGUUUCCGGGUGCCUACUUGCUACCUUUCCUGCUUUACCUGUUCACCACCACAUAUUGUCCCAUUUUAUGUCCCUGAAUGGGCCACUCCCAGGCUCCACGUCGACACACACUGCCUGCACACCUGUGGCCAGCUUCUAUUGGUCUCACCUGUAGCUACCACUUCUUCCUCCUUCACAGCAGAGCUGAUCUGUGGGAUGCUCAUUGGUUGUACAUAGACAUUCUCUUCAGGAUCUGAAAGCUAGUGUUGUUUCAGUGGUCUGAUAUAUGGAAAGAGGUUAGGCUUGAAGAAGGACGUCGUUGGCUGAACAUGUGAGCAGAGAUUAUUUACAGGCAAGCUGGAUCUGAAUGAAGCUGGUGUGUAUUGUAUACUGUUGUCUGGUGUGAAAUCUCACACAUAAUAUAUUUUUUAUGAAUGUCUAUGCUCUGAUUUGGUGUUUCACUGAUGGAAAUGAUAUUACAGUAGUCUCUUGUGAAAGACUUAACAUAAAUGUUCAAUCAAAACACCUAAUCCAUGUGGCGUCUUCAAGGAGGUAUUCAACGGUUGUGGGGUUGACAUAGUGCCGUCAGAUUCUAAAGCUGCUAUAUGUCACUCAAAAUGGCACUGUGAUAAGCAUGAUGAUUUAGAGUCAUGAGACACUGCAACACUGAUUGUCUAAAGGAUCUAGUCCUAAGUCAUAACUACAAUACUAGUGUAUGUGAAGUGAGGUGAGUGGGUGGCGAGGAGAGAGGACAUGAGGAAUCAAGGAAAUGCAAUUGCGAUUCUCCCGGUGCUGAGGAGCACAACUUCUCCCUCAAAAAUCAGACCUCUGACCCCUCCAUUCUCCUCUCUCUAACCUUUCAGGUCCCUCCCCCAUGCCUGUUUCCCCAGGCUACACCCAACUGGACCAGAAUGAUCCGUCUAUGAACCCCCUGCGCAUCUCAGUCGGAGGACUUCCCAUGUUGGCCUCCAUGACCAACACCACGGACUCCAGAUUCCGCCUAAAUUUGAGGGCCAUCGUAGCCCUGGCCCUGGCCCUGUCCCUGGCCCUGGUCCUCCUCUACAUGCACCUGAACCCAGGCUCCCACUCCCAGGCCCCCAGCUCCCGCAACUGGAAGUCCGGCCACAUGGGGAUGGCUGUGAGCGAGGUGGCCGACCGCUACAAUGACACUUACCCGCUCAGCACCCCCGAGCGGACGGCGCAGGGAACGCGCUACCGCAUAGGGGUGAUUGCCGACCUGGACACGGACUCUCGCAGCGACAAGAAGCUGACGUGGUUCAGCUACAUGCGCCAGGGCCACCUGCUGGUGUCAGAGAGCGGCAACAAGGUGGCCGUGGAAUGGGACGCGGAGAGGGUGCUGCUGGAGAGCCACCUGGGCGGAGAAGGGCCGGGGCAUGGAGCUGUCAGAGCUGGUGGUGUUCAACGGGAAGCUGUACAGCGUGGACGACCGAACGGGCGUGGUCUACCACAUCGACGGCAGCAAGGCUGUGCCCUGGGUCAUCCUCCCCGACGGGGACGGCUCCGUCUCCAAAGGUCAGUGAGGCAGAUGGGCCAAAUUAAAGUGCUGAAUCGACCCCUAACCCAUUCUUCUUAGGCACUCCUGUAGAUCUGAGAGGAUUGAAUAGGUAUAAGCUAUAUGGUAAUUGCUUCACCUUGCUUCUGAUAGGGUAGAUGGAAUUUUCACCAUAUUGCUUACACCUAUUUAAUCCUCUCAGAUCUCCAUAAGUGAAUAUGGAGUAGGGGUUAGGGGUCGAUUUGGGAUUGUGUGAGUGUCUCACUGUGUAGACCAGGCAGGCAGAUUUGGAAUUUAAUCUGCUUAGUUACUCGAAGGGGUGUGUUGAAGAACCUCAUCUGGGGUAGACCACGACCUUGGCAAUGGAAUUUGUUGGAUCGCGUUCUCAUUUGUAAACACUGAGUGUACAAAACAUUAAGAACACCUUCCUGAUAUUGAAUUGCACCCUCUUUUGCCCUCAGAACAGCCUCAAUUCAUUGGGGCAUGGACUCUACAAGUUGUCAAAAGCGUUCCACAGGGAUGCUGGCCAAUGUUGACUCCAAUGCUUCCCACAGUUGUGUCAAGUUGGCUGGAUGUCCUUUGGGUGGUGGACCAUUCUUGAUACACUCUGGAAACUGUUGAGCAUGAAAAACCCAGCAGCGUUGCAGUUCUUGACACAAACCUGUGGCACCUACUACCAUACCCCAUUCAAAGGCACUUCAUUCUUUUGUCUUGCCCAUUCACCCUCUGAAUGGCACAUAUACACAAUCCAUGUCUCAAAUGUCUCAAGGCUUAAAAAUCCUUCUUUAACAUGUCUCCUCUCCUUCAGCUACACUGAUUGAAGUGGAUUUAACAAGUGACAUCAAUAAGGGAUCAUAGCUUUCACCUGGAUUCACCUGGUCAGUCUAUGUCAUGGAAUGAGCAGGUGUUCCUAAUGUUUUGUUCACUCAGUGUAUGUGUCCUUUAUAAGCCACAAGUGAGCCACAAGUGAGAGAGUAUAUUUCUCUUAACUACUUUUUACUCUUUAGUGCAUUCAAAAGGUCUGUACAGUAGUUCAGUGAAUCAUAAAAUAUUGACGUGUGUCCCCAUGACCCUCUGUUUCCCUCUGUCAGGGUUCAAGGCCGAGUGGCUAGCGGUGAAGGACGAGCACUUGUACGUGGGUGGCCUGGGGAAAGAGUGGACCACCACCACGGGGGAGGUAGUCAACAACAACCCAGAGUGGGUAAAGGUGGUGGGCCAUCGGGGUGACGUGCAGCACCAGAACUGGGUCCCCAAGUACAACCUCCUGAGGUCCGCAGCUGGGAUCGAACCUCCAGGUGAGAGCUGCAGGGUUGCAAAUGCUAACGUUAACUGCAAAAGCUAUGCUAACUGUGUUAACUCUAACUGUAUAUGCUAUCCAUGCAAACUAUUAGCAUUCUUUAUGAUAUUCAGAUUCUCAUGACAUUCUGUCCCCAGGUUACCUGAUCCACGAGUCGGCCGCGUGGAGCGACAGCCUGCAGCGCUGGUUCUUCCUCCCACGCCGCGCUAGCAAAGAGCGCUACGAUGAGACGGCCGACGAGCGCCGCGCCACCAACCUCGUCCUCAGCUGCUCGCCGGACUUCGAGGACGUCACCGUGAACCGGGUGGGCCCGCACAACCCCACGCACGGCUUCUCCUCCUUCAAGUUUGUCCCGAACACGGACGAUCAGAUCGUCGUGGCUCUCAAGUCGGAGGAGGACGCUGGGAAAAUCGCCUCGUACAUCAUGGCAUUCACACUGGACGGCCAGAUCCUGUUACCUGAAACCAAGAUAGGAGACGUGAAGUAUGAGGGUCUGGAGUUCAUUUAG
This is a messenger RNA of Coregonus sp. 'balchen', 4427 nucleotides long. Lineage: Eukaryota; Metazoa; Chordata; Actinopteri; Salmoniformes; Salmonidae. The record is from the annotation of a GenBank genome assembly.